Messenger RNA from Octodon degus (degu), 3037 nucleotides. RefSeq names its product tetraspanin 18 (gene Tspan18). The transcript has 11 exons. The record is from RefSeq and is a predicted model, not a curated record. NCBI's taxonomy places the organism in Eukaryota, Metazoa, Chordata, Mammalia, Rodentia, Octodontidae. The coding region runs from base 473 to 1219 and encodes 248 amino acids. Gene Ontology annotation, cellular component: membrane.
ACCCUAACCACACCCAGAUAAACGCGGGGCCCCACGGGUGGGGCAUACCCGCGUCACCCCUAAAGAACCUAGAAGAGGGACCCAGAGCAGCCCGCGUACCUCGGCCAGCGUUGGAAAGACCAGCUGUCAGGAGAGCUGACCUGGAACUCCCCAGCAGGAGACCUCAAGGAGACUUUGUCCCUUGUGAGCGGGACGGGAGAGACGCCAGCUGGCAGAGGGUGACACAUGGUGUCUCUCGGCCUGGCUCACACAUACUUCCUGGGAGCUACAGACAGGGCUUCAGCGACCUGUCUGCUUUGACGACCGCGCAUCAGCGCCUUGGUUAGGUGGGCGCCCCUUGGACCUCCUGUGCCUGCAGGAGCCAGUGUUUCAGACCCUUUGGUCGCUGCAGCGUGAGCCUCUUGAACUCAGUCUAGAAGCACAGCCAUACUCUUGGGUGGACUUUCCAACACCACUGCCCAGGUGGAGCGCCAUGGAAGGCGACUGUCUGAGCUGCAUGAAGUAUCUGAUGUUCGUCUUCAACUUCUUCAUAUUCCUGGGAGGGACCUGCCUGCUAGGUAUCGGCAUCUGGGUCAUGGUGGACCCCACUGGCUUCCGGGAAAUCAUAGCAGCCAACCCUCUGCUGGUCACGGGCGUCUACAUCCUCCUGGCCAUGGGGGGCCUGCUUUUCCUGCUCGGCUUCCUGGGCUGCUGCGGGGCUGUCCGUGAGAACAAGUGUCUGCUGUUAUUUUUCUUCCUGUUCAUCCUGAUCAUCUUCCUGGCGGAGCUCUCUGCAGCCAUCCUGGCCUUCAUCUUCAGGGAAAACCUCACCCGCGAGUUCUUCACCAAGGAGCUCACCAAGCACUACCAGGGCAGUAACGACACAGAUGUCUUCUCUGCCACCUGGAACUCUGUCAUGAUCACAUUUGGCUGCUGCGGGGUCAAUGGGCCCGAAGACUUCAAGUUGGCGUCAGUGUUUCACCUGCUGACUCUGGACAGUGAGGUGGUGCCCGAGGCCUGCUGCCGAAGGGAGCCGCAGGCCCGGGAUGGCGUGCUGCUCAGCCCUGAGAGAUGCCUGCUGGGUGACAGCGUGUUCAUCAACAAGCAGGGCUGCUACACGGUGAUCCUUAAUGCCUUCGAAACCUACGUCUACCUGGCAGGAGCACUGGCCAUAGGGGUGCUGGCCAUCGAGCUUUUUGUCAUGAUCUUUGCCAUGUGCCUCUUCCGGGGCAUCCAGUAGAAGGUGUGGCCCAAGGAUGCCCCACGUACCACUGCCCAGCACCCGUGGCCCUGUCCUCCCUGACCCCAACCCCUGGCCAGGGGGAGGAGAGGAGGCCAAAGCAGGUGGCCAGGAAAAGGACCGGGCACAGAGCUAUUUUUUUUUUAAACAAAAUGAAAUAGAAACAUGGACGUGGCCUCACUUGGACUCCAGGGCAGUCACGGGUUCAUGACAGGUCCCCAGAACUGACCCACGAAGCCAUCUGCCCGCAGGAACCAAAUGAACACUAUGCCAGGGUCCUGUGGCUAGGGAGGCAAGGAUUUGGGCAACAAGUUCCGCGGCUGCCAAAACCCGAGAGAGACUUGUUAGCCGUGACUUUGAGGGCCCAGGACCCACAGUGCCACGCCUAGAGGAUGACGCAGAUGCCAUACUUCCGGCCAGGCCGAGGGAGCUGCGUGCAGACCCCAGAUCCAGAGCAGCUCCGCUGGCCGAGUCCUUCCUUUCCCGUCUGUUGAACCAAGCGUAGCCCACAGAGGUGCAGACCAUCCUCAGCCACAGUCUGGGCCCGACAGCUGUGAACAGAGCCUGGGCUAGCUCCAGGCUGCUGUCACUCCACCCAGGACUUCUGCCGUCACACACCCCUGUGACCUCCGUGUCUUGGGUCCCGAGAAGAGAGGCCAGCUGGCCAGAAACCAGCUCCACCCAGCUCUCCAGCAAAGGGAAGUCUGUACUGUGUCCCCAUUGCCCACCCUCCCACCUCCUGCGUCUCAGCUCCCCACGCGCAUCACAUCCCCCAUCCGCACCACCCCAUGGCCACCCUCUCCCCGUCUCCCCAACUCCCUCUCAGGGUGGAGGAAGCCCCCGGGAUGAUCCGGUUCUCCUCCUUACCCAGAACUGAGGCUUCGAUGUGUCCUACAAGACUCCUGCCAAAACUCCUCUGGCUCCUAGCAUACCUCCUGAGACAGAGAGCUCACUACCUCCUGAGGCAACCUUCCGCCUCUGGACUGCUCUGAUGUCGGCAUCACCAGACAGCAGGGCCUCCUGCUGUGGCUCUGUGCACACACCUCCACUUGGUGUCUCGCUCCUGGCCUCCUUGUAUGCGGACUGAGGGACCCUAGGGCCUCUCAGCCACUUCUGCUAUGACAUGGUUUCUGGCCCUUUUGCCAUCCACAGGAUAUUACAGGGUUGCCUCCAGGCUCGGGCAGAAACUGUUCCAUAAACUCACAGGUUCCCAUCCACAUAACACCCCCAAGUAUCCAAGCAUCAUGCUCUAGACCAGUGUUGCAAGAUGCCUGCAUGCUAACAAAUCAGGUGGCUUCCUGAGUUGUGCUGAUGCUGUGUUUUAGUCUGUGCCUGGUGGGAAAGGGCAGUGGAAUCCCCAAUAGAGAUGUCCGAUGGGCACCUUGAAUUUGAUUAGUGAUGCCUGGCAGGUACCUUGAGUUUGAUUAGUUAUGUCUGCUUCUGGCAUGGCAUGGGAAGAACAUCAUGGCACCUGCUUGUCCUCUCUGUCACUCACUCUGUCUCUCCUUAUCCCACUGUCCAGCCUCCUGUCAGGCUUUCCACCUGGAGGACAGCUCAGCAGCCAGCUGUGUCCAUGCCGAUUUGCUGUCCCCACUUGAUCUCUCAUCUGAGUUCCAUCUGCCCAAGCUAUGCCUUGAACAGCCCACCCUGGCAAUCACCACAAACAACGCCAGGCGCUCCCUAGAGGUUGAAGUCCUCGGAGCCAGGGGCCUGGCUGUGGGCCUGGCUUUCCCUGGACACUUAGCCCCAACUUCCCAGAAAGGCACACAAAGGGCUGCUCUGAGGUCAAACCUGAACUCCAUCCAUCCUGCCCCAGGC